Stegodyphus dumicola is the source of this 1259-nucleotide messenger RNA. RefSeq names its product FSHD region gene 1 (gene FRG1). Gene Ontology annotation, cellular component: catalytic step 2 spliceosome; nucleolus; striated muscle dense body. Gene Ontology annotation, molecular function: actin filament binding. The record is from RefSeq and is a predicted model, not a curated record. NCBI's taxonomy places the organism in Eukaryota, Metazoa, Arthropoda, Arachnida, Araneae, Eresidae.
CAAAACAAGACAUCUGCUCUAUAACAUGGAUUUGAAGCCAUCGACUUCUUCUUUGUAAUAAUUGUCUCUUUUAACAAACGUUUUUUAUGUAAGAAAUUUAUGCUACAUAAAUAAUUUAAAUGAGUGAAUAUACGAAAGUAAAAGGGGGAAGAUUACGUUUCAAAAAUGAGAAAAAAAGAAAAGAGUGGUACCUGUCAUCCCUUGAAAUAGUAUAUUAUGCUUAUAAUCAUGGCUUAAACUCAGACGGUGAUCGGCUGAGCUGCUUCUUAGCAAUAAGUAAAACUGUAAUUCCAUCCGGUGCUCCAAAUAAGACAAGCAAACAUAAACCGAAACAUGAGAAGAAAAGAAAGCAUGUAGAAGAUGUUGAAGAAUUUGAUGAAGAUGCUGCAAAACAUGGUGGAUGGUGGAAUGUCAGCAUUUUUAAAGAAAUUACUGGAUCCAUUGCGAUUGAAUUCCAACCACACUGUUACGUCAAAGCAUUAGAUAGCGGCCUAUUUAUUCUUGGAGGACCACAUGUCCCAGGUAGUGGCCCUGAUCCUGAGGAAAUUUUAACAGCUGUGCCUAUUUCAGAUUCUAAAAUAGCCCUUAAAUCUGGCUAUAAUAAAUAUUUAAGAGUGGGAAUGGAUGGUCGUUUGUAUGGUAGAUCAGAUGCCAUAGGAUCCAUGGAGCAGUGGGAACCAGUUUUUCAAGAUGGAAAACUGGCUAUUCUGUCUGCCAUGAACUGUUUUAUGUCAGUUGAUGAUGAAACCAGUGAUGUCAUUGCAACUUCAAAAACAGCUGGACCAAAUGAAAUGUUGAAAAUACGAUGUAAUGCUCCAAGAGAGAAGAAUGAUAAAGAUGAUAUUCCACCUGAAGAAAAGGGUUCCAUUAAAGCAUGUGAAAUAAAUUAUGUAAAGAAAUUUCAAAGUUUUCAAGACAGAAAAUUAAGAAUUAAUUUAGAAGACAGAACAGCUGUCAAAAAGGCAAAACAAGAAGGCAAUCUUCAUGAGGUUCUACUUGAUAGGAGAGCAAAGAUGAAAUCGGAUAAAUUUUGCAAGUAAUCUGUCCUUAUUUUUUGGUUUGUGUACUAUUAAAUGAAUCUAACAUAACGUAAUGAUCUGCAAAAUGCAGUGCUUACGUAAAGUUGAAAAUGACUGUAAUAUACAUUUCUGCAUUCAAGAAAUCAGAGGAAAGAAAGAGAAUAAUAACAGAUAUCUUACUUAGAAUAUCUGAUUAUAGAAACAUGUAAAAAGGAUUUAAUAAAAAAUUUUUAUACAUAA